GGCCCCACCCCUCGCCCCGCCCCCAGCUCUGACGGCGCCGGGCGCUUCUCGGGUCCCUACCGGGCCCCCAGGCUGGCUUCCGCGGUCGCCAUGACGGCGGCCGUGUUCUUCGGUUGCACCUUCAUUGCCUUCGGGCCUGCGCUUGCCCUCUACGUCUUCACCAUCGCCAUCGAGCCGUUGCGCGUCAUCUUCCUCAUCGCCGGAGCUUUCUUCUGGUUGGUGUCUCUACUCCUUUCAUCCCUUUUAUGGUUCAUAGCAAGCCACAUUACUGAGAACAAAGAUGGACCAACACAGAAAUAUGUGCUAAUCUUCGGAGUGUUGGUUUCAGUCAUUAUCCAAGAAAUGUUCCGAUUUGCUUAUUACAGACUUUUAAAAAAAGCCAGUGAGGGUUUGAAGAGCAUAAACCCAGAUGAGAGUGCACCCUCCAUGCGAUUGCUGGCCUAUGUUUCUGGCUUGGGCUUUGGAAUCAUGAGCGGAGUGUUUUCCUUUGUGAAUACCCUGUCUGACUCCUUGGGGCCAGGUAUUGUGGGCAUUCAUGGAGAUUCUCCUCAGUUUUUCCUUAAUUCAGCUUUCAUGACGCUGGUUAUCAUAUUGCUGCACGUGUUCUGGGGCAUUAUAUUUUUUGAUGCUUGUGAGAAGAAAAAGUGGUACAUUCUUCUUCUAGUUCUCCUGACCCAUCUGCUGGUAUCUACUCAGACCUUCCUAAGUCCUCACUAUGGAAUAAAUCUGGUGUCAGCAUACGUAAUCAUGGUGUUCAUGGGCAUCUGGGCAUUUUUUGUUGCUGGAGGCAGCUGCCGAAGCCUGAAAUUCUGCCUGCUCUGCCAAGACAAGGACUUUCUUCUUUACCACCAACGUUCUAGAUAACCUCCAACAAUCAGUUCCUACCAACAGCAGGCUGUGUCAAUAGAGGAAGCAAAACAGUGCCUUUUUCUAAAAAGAGUAAGAAAGAAAGAAAUCCCCUUUUCUGGUGGAAUUUUGGAAAAGCAAAGCUAUCUAGAUAGGAAUUCCAUUUGCUUGGCUUUCAAGAAACAGGUCUCUCAAAAGGAUGCCUCUGUGGUCUGCGUGAUGGCUGCAUGUUAGAGACACCUGGGAAACAGAAGGAAUACUGAUUCCGGGCUCUCCACUCCAGAUUUAAUUGGCCUGAGCAUUUGGUAAUUUUUGAAAGCUUCCAAGUAAUUCUGAUGUGUGGCAAGGCUGAAAAGCACUUCUUAAUAUCCUAAGUAAAUGAGAUUCUGAUAUUUAACUGUCUCCUGACUCAACUUGUGCUAAGCAAGUAAAUUUCUGAAUGUCAAAUUCUAGUUAUCCUUUAUCUUUUUAUGUUAUGAAUUCACAAAAGGCUAAAGGGCUAUCACCUCUGAACCAUUCACAUAUAUUUCACUAAUACCAUCUUAGAAAAACAUGGUAGACUGUGCUUCUCAAUACAAUAAUAAAUUACACUGACUUACUCUGAUAAUUUAGCCAAAGUAAGAUUAAAUUAAUAAGGUAUAUUCUCCUGAAAUUUUUCCAUUCUAGAUUUUGCUUUUUUGAGGCACUGCAUUUUUUUAAGUAUAAAUUCAGUUUAAGAUUAAUUUUUUAUUUCCUUGGAAAGUACAAAAUCAAGAAUUGUGCAAAGUCUUUUGAGUCUUUUCUUAGUUUAAAGCUGCAGUGUUUACUGAGUGCCAGGUACUGGAUUAGGUGAGGUAAAGCCCCGUGUUUUAUCCCUAAGCAACUGAACAGAGAACUGAGAACUGUACCCUGGGACAGGCUUCCCUAGAGCUGGUGGAAAUGUGACCAAAAGCUCAAGGAAAAUAAGCCAAAAGGAUGUUCUUGGACACUUUUCAUUUGCUCCUGUUACUGUUUUUAGCUGAAUCUAGCCAGCCAGCAUCCAGGCAGACAAAGUUGUCAUUAACAAUUCUAAACAGCUCCUUUACCCAAAUGGUAUAGUAUAAAAUUGUAAAAAUGUAUUUUAAACUGCCAGAUUUUUUGCUAUUACAUAUCCAUAUAAUCUUUAGAUUUAUUAGGUAUCUGGGUUUUGAUAGCAGUGAUAUAGCAUUCAUUCUCUUUAGAAGAAUAUCCAAGGUGUUUGUUCAGCUUCUAAAUAACAUUUUUAAAAUUUCCUUUAUGGAGAGGAAAUCCUAGUGAAUUAUGAUUAUACUAACUGGAAAUUUUUCCCAGUUUUUGUCUUUGGAGAGCUGAUACUGUGAAAUGGAAUUUAUACAUUAAAAGGAUACUUCUGUGAAUCCUAUAUAUGCAGAAGAAGGUCCCCCCCACCAAAAAGAAAAAGAAAAAAAAGCAGCAAUGAAGGGUUCAAUAUAACACACUAGAUGAAUGAAUGUGACAGAACCAUGAUGGGAAAAAAUAAUGAAUGUGCUUUAAAUAGAAGUGCAUUCAGCUUUUUGAGCAAACUGUACAUCAUUCCAGAGGCCAGAACUUUACUCAUGGACUAGAGUUUUGUCAAUGAAACCUCACCGUGUUUAAAAUACUAGAAUAUGUCAAUCUAGAGAUGAAAAAGGAGUAGAGCUUCUACCAGCCUAAUAAGUAAUUGUAAUUAUUCCCCUAAAGGUAACUACAGCACCAGUACUAGUAUUUUCUGCUGGAGUUCACAGGUUUUUUUUUUUCCAGCUUUAUACAAGAUUAUUCUUGGACUAGAAGAGACAAGGACUUAGUAACUGAACAGUGAAUUUUACUGUACAGAGUUAAGGGGAAUAAGAUGCCCAUAGAAUUGGGAUUUAUUCUUAGCAGAACAUGGUCUCUGUCCCUUUCCUCUUUCUCUGCCUCCCCGUUUUCUCUCCCGCUGCUCUUUCUGUCUCUCUCUUGUGGUACUGAGGACUGAACCCAUGGCCUCAUGCAUGCUAGGCAAGUGCUCUACAACUGAGCUAUAUCCCCAGCCUGAAUUAUAUAUAAAUCUCUUAAGUGAAUACUCUGAUAAAAUAUUUUCCUAUAUCUAAAAUCUGAGAUUUUAAUAUUAUUCAUAUUGGAGCUUUGAUCAAGUUCUCUGUACACCAAUAACUUAAUAUUAAGAAGCUGAAAUAUUGUAUCAUCUCAUUUAAUAAAAACUCAGAAGUUUUUUAUGGUCAGACUAUUGCCUUAGUUCAGGAAAUUAUUUAAUAAUCUUUGGUUACCUAUGAAUAAGGGAAUGAUGUAGACCUGAUUUCUCUUAGAAUGUGAAUAUUACCAAGGUCAGUUCAGGCACUUGUUUCAAACAGGCUGCUUUGCCAUCUGCCAAGGAAGCCUAGAGGGAGGUGUAGACUUCCUCUGUUGCUAUGUUUGUAUUGAAAUGCCUUUUUUUUUUUUUUUGCAUUUGUUAUCUAUACAGAUCUUUCUGAGUCCUGGUAAUAACUGGAGAGGAGUUGGUGUUGGUGCUGCAUGCUUUCCUCCAUGCAGGAUUUUUCUGUUUGGUGGAAAAUGUGGACAGUUAACAUUGACCUUGGAAUUUUGAAUAUUGUUGCAGUGCUUAAAUAUUUUGCCAUGUAAUUAACUGAUACUGAUUCUGUUGUUUUCUAAUAUAGGUUAUACUUUUUAUUUCAGUUGAGUAAUCAUAACCAGAGAUGUCCAAUUGCCUUGAUCCUGGCCUAGGUGUUAUAGUAGCAAUGGCCCUUUUGACCUUCUUGAAAACAUGACUGAAAGGAAGUACUGAUAUCAUCUGCAGAAUGCAUAGAAAAUGAUUUCUGUUCCCAGUGUUAAUUUUCUUCUCAAGCACAUUCCAGUGACUGCUGAGAGUGGCAGAUUGACACUGGAAAAACAAGGUGUUCUUAUCUAUAGAGUGGAUGCAACGUAUGCAGUUGUGACAGAAGAUUCCUUGUAACUAGUACUCCUUCCAAUUACUUCAGCCCAGCCCCCAAACAGGGUUUAGUAGUCAGUGUGGGCCCCAGGGUGACACUGAAGCUUUGCCAACUAGCCAGGGUGGCAACCUGUCUAGGGUACUAGCAGCCUGCUUCCUGGGAAGAAUUCCUCAAGGGUGUUGGCUUUUACUUAGUUUUUUCUGGGACCCACCAUUCCUACUUCCAGGUAGACAAGGUAGAUGUCACAAAAAAAUAUUUUGAAGUGCUUUGCUUAGAACAUUUUGCUUAUGAUAACAAAUGCUUAUAUUUCUUAUUUACUAAGAGGUUUUACUUCUAGUAAAUUUUAGAAGAGUUGGGGACUGUCUGUGUGUAAAAUAUGUAACAGUUUAUAAAAGUUAUACAUUCCAUCCUAUACAGUUGCAACAUCCAACCUUGCAUUCCAUACACAAUGCAGUAGACUCUUUGCAGACCUGUAUUUUUCAGUGAAUAAUAAAAAGAUCAUUUGGUACUACUCA
Ictidomys tridecemlineatus (thirteen-lined ground squirrel) is the source of this 4276-nucleotide messenger RNA. It is a transcript of the gene Aph1b, whose product is annotated as aph-1B gamma-secretase subunit. Gene Ontology annotation, cellular component: membrane. Lineage: Eukaryota; Metazoa; Chordata; Mammalia; Rodentia; Sciuridae. Gene Ontology annotation, biological process: protein processing; positive regulation of catalytic activity. The record is from RefSeq and is a predicted model, not a curated record.